AUGAAGAACCUCAGGCUGUGGCUCGGUACGGUGGUGGUGAUUCUAGUAGCUAGCAGCAUCUGCAUCUUUAGCAGUGAUAUUCAGCGUUGUUCCUGCGUGACAGGACCGCCCGACUAUCUCUGCCCGACGGCGGCCUUGCUGCAGGUGUAUCUGUCGCACGAGCUGUACUGCACGCGGUACUACAAGUGUACGGAUGGACGUGCGAUCGAGUUCCAGUGUCCUUACGGGCUGUACUUCGACGCGGUGAACAAUACCUGCACGUGCGACUUUACGCUGUGCUACCGCGCCGAUCCGUGCCUACAGUUCGUCGAUAGCUGCCGGUGCUGCGCCCAGAAGUUCGACAAUACCGGGUUGGAACCAGCCAAUUUUUACGUCUGCUACAACGACGGGUACGCCGUGGCUACAACCUGCCCAGUAGCGUUCGAUCCGUGCAGCGAGGAAACCAUACAGUUGGAGUUUGUUAAUCAGAAGUGCGAAGUCCCGGCAUAUACGUCCGCGAACCGAGAUGCCGGGAUGGGUCAGGCGAACGGUCGUCAGGAAUUAAUCAUUGCCGUAAUCGGAUACGGUGAGAAGCUAUCGCUGCCCAACGAUCGGAGGCUCUCCCGCUAUCGGUUAUCGGACUCCGGGACGCUGGUCGCACUCAUGAUGGAUCGAUCAAUUAGCGACGAUAUGCUACGAAACCAUUGGCUUGAUCGAAUUCUACCGGGCGGAAAAGUAUCCUGCCCAUAA
Anopheles moucheti is the source of this 729-nucleotide messenger RNA. RefSeq lists its product as uncharacterized. Gene Ontology annotation, molecular function: chitin binding. The coding region runs from base 1 to 729 and encodes 242 amino acids. Lineage: Eukaryota; Metazoa; Arthropoda; Insecta; Diptera; Culicidae. The transcript has 2 exons. Gene Ontology annotation, cellular component: extracellular region. The record is from RefSeq and is a predicted model, not a curated record.